AUGCAGGUCGUGCUCAAGUCGGCGAAGAAGGACGACGCCAACCUCGCCCGCGAAAUCCACCACCACCGCCAGUUCAUACAUCCGCACAUUGCGCGCCUAUACGAGGUCAUCGUGACGGAGGAGCUGGUCUGGUUGGUGCUCGAGUACUGCCCGGGCGACGAACUAUACAACUACCUCCUACAGCAUGGCGCACUCGAGCCCUCGAAAGUCCAGCGCAUCUUCACGCAACUCGUCGGCGCCGUUUCUUACGUCCACAACAAAUCGUGCGUCCACCGCGACCUGAAGCUCGAGAACAUACUGCUAGACAAGCACGGAGAUGUGAAGCUCGUCGAUUUUGGCUUCACGCGCGAAUACGAGGGCAAGUCGAACUACUUGCAAACAUGGUGCGGAACAAUAUGCUACAGCGCGCCCGAAAUGUUGAAGGGCGAGAAGUACGCCGGAGAAAAGGUCGACGUCUGGAGUUUGGGAAUCAUACUAUACGCACUGCUGGUAGGCGAACUGCCAUUUGACGAGGACGACGAAAAUGUCACGAAGAUGAAGAUACUGAAAGAGGAACCCAAAUACCCCGAGAACUUCCCCGCGCAGGCGAAGGAGUUGUGCUCGGCUUUGCUUUCGAAACGGCCGAUCUUGAGACCGACUUUGGCAGAUAUACUGCAGAAUCCGUGGUUGUCGGAACAUGCGCCGCGGCAGCAAGAGACGUUGAAGCUACAACAGCCGGCGCCGUUUUCGACGGAGCUGGAGAAGGAAGUACUUCAUCGUAUGCGCGGCGCUGGGGUUGAUAUCGACAUGGUCAUUGAGAACGUACUCGCGCAGCGUUGUGACGCACUAGCUGGCUGGUGGGCACUGCUGCUCGAGAAGGAGGAGCGGAAAGCCAAGAGAAAGGAGCGCAAGCGGAAAGAGAAGGAAGCAGAGGCAAAGAGCUUAAGACGGGUCGCAAUUCGUCGACCUCACGCCCUCCUCCACCCGCGAAAGACCUCGACAGACGGCGCUCCCGCAGUAGUCCUGCCCGCCACGCCCACAUCCAGCUCCUUCCCCAGUAACAUCCGCGUCGUCCGGACGGGUGGCUUAUCCGUCACGACAGAAGGAAACAGCGCAUUCGGUGCCGUCCCGCCUCCCUCGCCCGGGUUUCCCUCCGGCCUCGUCUUCGCGAAGCGCAAGCGCUCGCCCUUCAAGGGCCCCAUGCUCAACGUCAACAGCUCGAAUUCUCCAAGCGCGCCUGUGAAUAACUGGCGCCGCACAAGCGAUGGCAAUGCGAGUCGCAGCCACAGCGUGCAAGGGCGAAGGAGCGGCGAGAUCAUGGGCAUCACAGAGGAAGAAGAAGAGGAGGACGAGGAGGAUGUCGAAGAGGUUGAGGAUUUUUCGGCCGCGGCUUUGAGGGAGGGCGAGUUCGUCGAGGAGAGUCCCAAGGAGCCGGUUACGCCGCCGCCCAAGGGGUGA
Molecule: messenger RNA, 1437 nt
Organism: Parastagonospora nodorum SN15
Lineage: Eukaryota; Fungi; Ascomycota; Dothideomycetes; Pleosporales; Phaeosphaeriaceae
Exons: 4
Coding region: 1-1437 (478 amino acids)
Biological process (GO): intracellular signal transduction; protein phosphorylation
Cellular component (GO): cytoplasm
Molecular function (GO): ATP binding; protein serine/threonine kinase activity
Source: RefSeq, a predicted model, not a curated record